CGACACUUGUGCCAUACACUUCUUUUACCUGAGGGACACCAUCUAGUGACCUCCAUGGGGACAGGAAGCCGGCGGCUUAUCACAGGAACACCCCCCCCUACUCUCGGUUGUCCUGGUCAUGUGUAUACUCGGUCUAAUAAUUUGUAAUUGCCUCUCGGCAUUAUAAAUCUAACUUGAGUGCAAGCUAGAAAUACAGUAUUGCCAUACAUGAACUAUUCACUAAAGUAGCCAUAAUUGGCCUUUCAAAAUGGUUCUUGAGCCAGUGACCAGCAGUAAAGCUGGCACCAUCCGCUCACUCUUGAUCCGAGCUUGGCGGGAACGCUGGUCAGAUUUACAAUGGGGAAUCCAUAUAAAAACCGUUUUACCAAGGGCUGUGAGUGGUGACAUAUACCACUUGGCUGAUUAUAUUCUGCAGCAGGCUCUGAUGGGACCACUGCCCAAUAAUCUCAUUCUCUCGUAUCUUAGACAUUCACUCAGUUCUCAGAUUGUGUCUUUUGGUGGUGUGAUUGAGAGUAUCAGCAAGUAUGACGGCCUACAUAAGCCCCAUUGUGUACAUGCUCUUCUCGCUCUGAUGCAGUCGAUGAUGAAAAGUGUGUCAUGCAGAGGAAAGCCCGAGGAUUGCUUAAUGUUGGCUACAUCUGUUGUUGGUGGGGUCAAGUGGCUGGUGCAGGUGAUGGGAUGGACAACACAACAACUGCUAGAUUUGCGCAAUGCUCCAGAGCACUCCACUAAUCUCAGCCUGGUAGCUUCCAUCAUGCUGGACAUCCUAAAUUGUCCUUUCCUCACCUGCAUGCUGGAAAUUGGUCGGCGGGAAGAGCCAACAACUUGGGGAAGCUGUGUAAAGAAAAUGGUAGAAGUUGAGACUUUGUUAGCUGGUGCUGGUGCCAUUGUAGAGAACAAGGACAUUCAUAUAAAGACUGUUUGCCAACUGCGUGAUUAUCUACCCUUGGAGAGCAUUGAUAACAAGCACAAGUUUGACAGCAGAACCACUCCAUUAUGUCAUGCUAUGCACAGUCUCGUAAUGCUGGAGGUAAUAACUCAUACCACUCGUGAUGCAUCCACAUUUGCCCACCAGUUGCUGCUCCUUCAACAGCUCCAGGGACUGAGCACCAUGGAGCUUUAUCUGGAGCUUUUGAGGAACAGUUUUUUGGGGUUGAGUUGUCCAGAAUACCAUCCCUAUCAAGAGCUUAAAUGGGUUGGCUUCACGUUUAUAAAAGUUCCUUCCAUUUUGUACACUAUUCAUGUUAUUCUUAGUGGGGAAGCCACCAGUGGAGAAUCUGAGGACUUGUUGACAGCUGUGCAACACCUGUCUCAACUGACGCUGCUCCUGGACCAAGUUGACUUACGUGUCAAUUGCAAUUGUUUGGAGUACCUCCUAAAUGAGCUUGUCAAUAAAACAAGCCUUAUAUCGGAGAGAGAUGCUCAAGCCAUCAUAGCAGUGAGAGUUCAAGAAUCAAAUGUCCUGGCCAACAUCCAAAAUAAUGAUGCCCAGGGAUCCCAUCCAGGCACCCCAAAUCUUGUCCUCCGUGCACAGCCCACCGUCACCAGCAUCUUGAAGACCUUAAGUAAUAAAAAUCAGGAAUCAGUGUUACCUGUAAUGAAUCUCCUUAUCAAUGGCAAGAGCAGAGACCUCCUCCUGGCAGCUGCUGCAGCCUCUGGCAGCUUACAUAUAUUUGCUCAGAAAUUUGUUAAAUUCAAUGAGCUAAGUAUGGACCCACAGCCUGGUGAAACUACGAAAAUGGCCAUCAACCGUGCACUUAUGUUUGAUAUAUCCUUUCUUCUGCUAUGCCAUAUAGUACAGUUAUAUGGCAUUGAUGUUGUAGUGUCAGAAAAAUGUGAAACCUUUGUGGAGCAAUGGAUGAAAGAGAAUAUGCCAGAGCUAGGUCGUGUCAAAGCUCCAUUGAUGACUAUUCGCACUGACCAGAAUGCUGUAGAAGAAUUCAUUAGAGAAGUCAAUAUUUCGGAGCUUGACAUGAAGUACAAUAUGGUUAGAUGGAGUGACGUGUGCCAAAUAGCAACUGUGGCACUCAGGGAGGUGGUGAGUGCUGCACAACAAGGAGCACUUCCAGUACAGCAUGUUAAGGAACUCCUCGACCGACUUCGAUAUCACCUUUGCUGUCUCCCUAUUUGUGUGGUCACGUGGCUUUGUUCCCAUGUUCAGGUUGUGGAUGCAGAGCAAGCAGUUGAGCCCCUUAGUUUUCUGCAUUAUUUACAUACCUCUCUUGGUGAUCAUGAUCCAUCUAUACCUACCCUUGACAACUUUAAAGACAGGUCAACACUGAUGGUACAGAUUGUGGAGAAUAUGGUGCAGGUUAUGAAAGGGGGAGUCCAUUCACUAUCAAACUCUGCAAACAGUAAUAGAAGUGGCAACAGUAGUCCAGGAGAGAACAACUCUCACACUCUCUUGUCCUCCCAAGAGCCACUUUCUCAUCUCUUAAGAGAAACUUGGAACCAAGUAUUUCCCAGUGGCAUUAUUUCACACCAGGCUUUAGCCACUUUCAGGGAUCUUCUCCGCUUAGGAGGCACGAGGUGGUUCGUCUGCGAUCUCAUUAAGGCUGGUAUGCAUAGUGUCUUUCAUUCUGACCUGACUCGUGGAAUGGACAUAAUUUAUGGUCUCCUACAUCAAGAUGUAGUGGGUUGUACACUAAGCUUAUUGGUACAUGCUCUACCCAUGUAUAUAUCUGGGCCUUGUUCAGGGGAGUUAAUAAGCAAACAACGUACAGAAGCGCUGUCUCGUCUGACUGUCAUGAUGAUUAUAUCAGCAUGGUUAGCUGUCCAGCAAGCCCCAGUCAAGUCUGAGGCAGCAGCAGCAUCUGUGACUGUGAUAGGUGGGGUCAACAGAAAGAGGACUUAUCAUGACAGGGAAUUAGAGGAUCUAGAGUGUAACCUCCAACUUCACUCAAUGGACCUGGCUAUUGCCAGGGGCACUCCAGGGCUGACCAAAGAUGGAACAUCCCUCUUAGUUGCUGUUCAGUCACUACUCAUGCUCAUGACACAGGUUAGUCGGGCUGGAGUUGUGAGUCCUGUAUCCCAGCUGGUUGUGAACAUCCUGCACGAGUUGAUAGCUGCCCCAUACAGCCACACUCUUCUUACACUCACUCCACCAGCACUUCUUCCAAACUUAGUGCCCCUUCUGUCUCCACCAGAUGCAUUCACAUAUGCAGAACUCUUGGCUAUCACUGCACCUAAGCCGUCACCUCAGACCGAUACAGCCAGAGAGUUUGUUGGUAACUUUAUAGGUGCACAGACUCCUGCUCAAGCAGCUGGAGCGAGAAGAGCAGCAGCAAAGCUGUUGUGUGUUCAGCGUAAUUUAAUCCUAGCCAAUGAAUCUGCCCUAGAACCUGUAGUAUAGAUUUUUUUUUCCCUCUUACUUGUAUACCAAUCAAAUAUAUAAGGUAAAUGCCUUAUUUGUUGUGUACAUUUAAUUAGUGGUUUCUCAAUCCUAUAUGUGAUAAGUGGAUGUGCAAGAAAAAUAGACAUGGAGAAGUAAAUA
Molecule: messenger RNA, 3493 nt
Organism: Procambarus clarkii (red swamp crayfish)
Lineage: Eukaryota; Metazoa; Arthropoda; Malacostraca; Decapoda; Cambaridae
Gene: MED24
Product: mediator complex subunit 24
Cellular component (GO): mediator complex
Molecular function (GO): transcription coregulator activity
Source: RefSeq, a predicted model, not a curated record